AUGAGUUCUUUGGCAGUUUUGAUGCUUCUCGCGUUUGCUAUCUCAGCAGACGGCCAACUCAGUGCUAUGUUUGGAAAUCCAAUACAAGCCCCCAACUGCGAGUCUUGGUCUGAAUGGGGCCCGUGCGUAUGGCUGAAGGGAAAGGAGAAGCGAUAUCAACGAUCCUAUUUUGAUCAGCUACUGCCAGGGCGAAAAGGCUGUCGUAAUCAUGUUUUCUUCCGACUCUUGAAAGAUCGAUGGGGAGUUGUAAGUGAUUUUAAUUCGAACUCAGCUCAAUGA
This is a messenger RNA of Strongylus vulgaris, 279 nucleotides long. The record is from the annotation of a GenBank genome assembly. Lineage: Eukaryota; Metazoa; Nematoda; Chromadorea; Rhabditida; Strongylidae.